GAGAGGUUUGUGGCUCGCCCUGUGUAACUGCUUGGUUUGACUUUCUGGGCCCUCAGUUUCAGAAUACUCUACAGGCAUUUGUGUUUUUGAGGUGAAAAUGUGUGGAGUAGUUUCAACAGAGUUUCCACAUCUCACCGCUGGUAAAUUUAAACACACACUGGCCUCUGAUGAUGUGCUGGCUCACUUCUUCAAUGACUUCUUAAGUCUGCCGUCUUUCUCAGAGGCUUUGCAGUACAACCAGGAGACAGGGCUGUUUGAGGUGGUGAGUGGGACAGCUGAUUCUAUCUGCAGAAGAAAGAGAACAGUCCUGCACCGCAGCAAAUCACAACUACUUACCAGUAACCCCACAGUGCUGACCAGAACUCCUCCUGUAGACAGCCAUUACACUGUUUAUUGUCUGGACAGAGAACAAGGAAUUCAGUGGAUCAUGGAGGAAAGAUUCCCCUUUUUCCUUCAAAGUGAUUACUACAUUGAAUACAGACUUGCCAAGUUGUUGUUUCAGUGGGAGCCACACCUCUGUAUCCAGAGAAGGAAAAGAAGCUCAAGCCGAACCACCAACUUUACAUAUCAACCCUCUGGCCAGAGGGAACAUAUCAAUGCAGAAUGCAUGGAAUCAUCCAGAUGUUUCUCCAGCUGUUCUGAGCCAGACAACCCUUGUACCUUUUCCUCUUUUCCCUCCUCAUAUUCCUCCUGCUCCUCCAACCUGCCAUCAGCUGGCAACUCAGAGAGGCAACAUCUCCAAAAGUCCAGUGGCCAGGAUUUUGAGUCUUCACAACUACAGCUGGAGUACCUGGCUGCUAGAGUGGUUAAACAGGUGCUCAACAAUGCCCUGAAAGUAAUGGAUCAUCAGAGACAGCAAAACAUUUCUGGCUGUUUCAGCAAGUCAGUAGACCAGACACAUUGUACCAGCACAGAUAAACCCUGUGAAUGUAAAGUUUGCCAACAUUCACCUAAUGGAGGCAGAGAAAGACUGGAGGGGAAGAAGGAGAAAGUUCAAGAACGCAAAAGGGGGAGUAGGGACACAGACCAUGAAAAUGUCCCUGAUAUUUGUUGCCAUGGUAGCUGUUGCCAGGGCAAUAUACCAGGCUUGGGUGCGUUCAAGGAGUUUCUGCGGGGAACGCCAGGGGAAAAGCUAAUUAAUCUCUGGAUGGAUAUAGAAAAACUGAAAGCCACACAGCACAGAGAGCGGAAGAACAGGUUCUUGGUCCUGAUGAGGAGCCGGUACCUGCUGAGCAGCAGUCGGAGCAGUCUGAACACAGAGCUGCUCUCCAGACUGGAACUGAAGACCUCCCCCUGCUGGACAGAAGAGAAACUGUGUUCAGUUCAGCCCUGCCUCACUGAGGCUCUGCUCUACUACUGGGCCCCCCGGUUCUCGAAAUCUCAGUGUGUUCAUGAAGACCAUGAUGACACCUCUAAUGUGGGGCUGUGGUGGUGGAAUAGCUGUCCAUCAGGGAGACAACUCCACCUUGACUCUUUAACCCUGCCUCCCCUCGUCCCUGACACCCGCUUGUCUCGAGCCUCCCAUACUGUCCCUUCACAGUUAUGCUCUGGCAGAAGUCAGUUUCUGGAAGGCAGGAGGAUGGAAAAGAUGUUACAGGCUCUCAGUGUAGACUCACGUGCCGGCUUGUACUUCACACACUUCUGUGUACAAUCUGGAAACCAGCUUUGGGAGAAUGCAGUUUACUUCUGGACUGAUCUGCGACACUACCAUGAGCUGUUCUACCAGGAUGGGAUGGACCCGUACAGAGUACAGAGAGAGGCACAGCUCCUAUACUCCACAUAUCUGUACACCUCUGCUAGAAGGAGCAUUGGUGUGGAUGAGGAGAUCAGGAGGAAGGUGUACAACAGACUAAUGCCGGCUUUUGAGGAGCUGUUUGACGAGGUUGAGGAACACACCCUGAACAUCCUGCUGCAGCCAUGGACACUGCUGGUAAGCAGGGAUGAAGAGUCCUUCCAGAAGGUGUGUGUGCAGGAAGGGAAUAGGGUUGAAAGUCAGGACUACAGGGAACUCCAGAGUGUGUACGAGGAAUCAGAGCACCGACUGAAACAGGUGCAGCAGUCUGGGUCCAUACAAUCUCCCUCUCCUAUUGCUUCUUCUACUCCCUCCUCAAAGGGCCUCCAAGCACCUAACUCUUGGUCUAGUGCGUCUCCAAAUUACCAAGGUUACCGUCUAGGUUCCUUACUUCGUCAUCGCCACGAGAUUGGGCACUUUAUGUCUUUCCUCCAGAAUCAGGAUGCCAGUGUUCAUCUGACAUGUUGGCUGGAUUUGGAGCAGUACAGGAGGACUCCUCAGCGGGACAAGGCUGUCAAACAAGAGAGGUCCUCUCACAUUGCAACCAAAUACCUCAACAGGAAGUACUUCUUUGGUCCUGACAGCCCUGCCUCCACAGAACAACAGAAUGAUAUAAUGCAUCUGGCAGGUGGACUGGAGCGUCUGAAGCUGGAGUGUCUGUCAAAUGUGGUUGUCGUGGAGAUCCAGGACAUCGUCAGGCAUCACAUUGAGAAAACAUGGCUGCCUCAGUUUCUGUCCACGGCAGAGUUCACAGAGCGACAGAAACACAAACCAAAGCCCCAAGCAGCAGACAGGCUCUCGCAGCACGUCUACCAUCGACGCGGAACGAGAAGAAAAGCCUGGAAGGCUGAGGGUUUAUGGAUGAGUUCUUCCAAAGAGAUUCUCCUGUUUCGACAGAUCUUACUCAACCCUGUCACCUGUCUGCAAUUCCAGCACUUUGUCUCCCUGAAGGGAGACUUCCUGGAGAACGACAUGCUGUUUUGGUUGGAGGUCCAGAGGUAUAAGGACCUUUGUCACUCUCACAGCGACGAGGCCACCAUCCAGCAGAAGAUCUCCACCAUCAUCAACUGUUUUAUCAACUCGUCCAUGCCCCCCAGUCUGCAGAUAGACAUCCCUCCUGAGCAGGCCCAGCACAUUCUGGAGAAACGCCACAAGCUUGGCCCUUACAUCUUCAGAGAAGCACAGAUGUCAGUGUUCAGUGAACUGCUGAAGGUUUGGCCUGAAUUUCAAGAGCUGAGCAGCAGUGUCGAAGAGAAGCAACUCCUCCCUCUACUGCAGGAGAAACGAGUCAAACACAGAGCCAGAGUGAGAAGACAGAGGAGGAAAGAGGAAGAGGAGGAGGAGGUGGAUGAGAGGAGGAGAGCCCAGGAAGAGCAGGAGUCAGACGAAUCCAGUCGUAGAGAGGAGGAGGACAUGGGCAAUGUAGAAGAAGAACAAGAGGGGAGAAGUGGAAAAAAGCAGUGGAGGACACAAAGCAGAGUGCAGCCGUCUCCCACACAGCCGCUGUCGUGGUCCUACUCCAAGUACAUGGCAGCUCUGAAGAGGGAGGAGGUGCUGCUGAGGAAAAAGAGUCAGUUGGAAGCAUCGUUCUCCACUGCCUCAGACUCCUCCUCUUACUGCAGUGUCAACUCAGCAGGCAGCAAGCACAGCCACAGGCAGUCACAUCGCUCCUCAACAGUGUCACAGAUAUAACAGAGGUUUAAGAGCCUGCAACAUGAAAUGAAACCAGAGCUCAGGGUGACUGACAGCGACAAAGGUUGAGGCUGGGUUUAUAGAUGAUGUAAGAAUAUUUUUCAAACGCAGUGUAACAGACACCUGCUGAUUCUUACAUC
This is a messenger RNA of Seriola aureovittata, 3624 nucleotides long. Its product is annotated as regulator of G-protein signaling 22. Bases 98 to 3484 code for a protein of 1128 amino acids. Gene Ontology annotation, biological process: regulation of signal transduction. The record is from RefSeq and is a predicted model, not a curated record. NCBI's taxonomy places the organism in Eukaryota, Metazoa, Chordata, Actinopteri, Carangiformes, Carangidae. The transcript has 23 exons. Gene Ontology annotation, molecular function: G-protein alpha-subunit binding.